This is a messenger RNA of Ochlerotatus camptorhynchus, 552 nucleotides long. RefSeq names its product TATA-box binding protein associated factor 13 (gene Taf13). NCBI's taxonomy places the organism in Eukaryota, Metazoa, Arthropoda, Insecta, Diptera, Culicidae. The transcript has 2 exons. Gene Ontology annotation, cellular component: transcription factor TFIID complex. The coding region runs from base 92 to 499 and encodes 135 amino acids. The record is from RefSeq and is a predicted model, not a curated record. Gene Ontology annotation, biological process: transcription by RNA polymerase II. Gene Ontology annotation, molecular function: protein heterodimerization activity.
AAAUUCACUUGCAAGUGUGUAUAUUUAAGAAAAUAAACAAUAUUACAUAUAUAACCUACGUCGUGUUUCAAAGAAAGAUAAAAAACAAAGCAUGACGGCAAAUCCACCGGAGGAAAACUUCGAUCAAGGAGAGUUCGACGAAGACGAUUUGGGGGAGGUUCAAAUCGAAUCCACAGCCGGACGGAAGCGUCUGUUUAGCAAGGAGCUGCGUUGCAUGAUGUACGGCUUCGGAGAUGACCAGAACCCGUACACGGAGAGCGUCGAUCUGCUGGAGGACCUGGUGAUUGAGUUCAUCACCGAAAUGACCCACCGAGCGAUGGAAAUUGGCCGAACCGGUCGAGUGCAGGUAGAAGAUAUAAUUUUUCUCGUACGGAAAGACGCCCGAAAGUAUUCCAGGGUAAAGGACCUGCUGACGAUGAAUGAGGAACUGAAACGGGCUAGGAAAGCCUUCGACGAAAUCAAGUAUGUCGGAGCGGAAGCAAAGGUUAAGGAGAAGUAAAUGCUGUCGAAUUAAAAUAUGUAUACCUACGCACUAUUUUGUAAAAGGUCCAA